Messenger RNA from Coccomyxa subellipsoidea C-169, 3009 nucleotides. RefSeq lists its product as hypothetical. The coding region runs from base 1 to 3009 and encodes 1002 amino acids. Gene Ontology annotation, molecular function: scavenger receptor activity. The record is from RefSeq and is a predicted model, not a curated record. NCBI's taxonomy places the organism in Eukaryota, Viridiplantae, Chlorophyta, Trebouxiophyceae, Coccomyxaceae. The transcript has 17 exons. Gene Ontology annotation, cellular component: cytoplasm; membrane.
AUGGCCGACAACAUACCAGUGCUUUCUCAAGACACAUCAGCCGUGCAGGACAUCGCAGCGCAGUCACACGACCAGCACCGAGAUGUCCUCCCAAGAGGCAGCGCAGAUGAUGCAGUGUCAAUCAUCCAGACAUUUCUGCUGCCCGAGUCCCACGGCAGAUGUCGCCGCUUCUGCUGCGAGUGUCUCCUCAUCGUCGGCUUCAUGCUGCCCCUGCUGGGACCCUUGCUGGGCCUCUGCGUGUUCGUCCCCUACCUCGACCUGCAAUUUGAGGAGGGAAGCGUCAUCCAGCUGGACACGCCUUGCUACGGGCCGGACCCCACUGUCUGCGACACGACGUUCAGCUUUGAUUACUACUUCUGGAACAUCACCAACCCGGUUGAAUGGAUGGCAGGCACAGAGGCACCCGUUUUUCAGGAAAUCGGGCCCUACAGCUUCCUGGUCUCAGAAUACAGGUACAACGUGAAGUUUGCAGCAGACUAUGCCAGUGUCAGCUACACAAACCACAACUUCCAGAAUUUCACUCCUGCAGACAGCUGCAGCACCUGCUCCCUAGAUGACCUCUUUGUGGGCAUCAACAGAGCAUACCUAGCAGUCAUUGCCAGCAAUGGCGGGCUCGAAGCCAACUUGCUCAUCUCAUCAGUGCCUCUGACCCUCAACUACAUUUUUGGCAACAUUGUCACCGCCAUCCAACAGCAGAACGGGACCAGCACCUUCAAUGCAAUGGCGGCAGCGUUUCAGCAGUGGGUCAAGUGCGACGUGCUGUCCCAGCCGGUGGGGGAGGAGCUGUGUGCAUGGGCAGCAGCACAGAAUGGCAGCGCUCCCGGCAGCAGUGACAUCAGCGUGGAGGCCGGCACAGCCCUGCUGAGCGCUUUUCUUGGCAACGCCUCCCGUGCUGACGCGCAGGGCUCUGAUCCGGCAGGAAGGACGGCGGUAGCCGGCUUUGCCGCAGGACCGGCACAUGCACUGGCAGCAUCAUAUGACAUCAGCAUUAGUCAGGUGCAGCUGGUGAAAGCCUACUUGCAGCAUCUCACGGCCGCCUAUGUGGCGCCGGCGUUUGCUGCCAAUGUGCUGGGCCCCCCGUUAGGUCCCAAAUCUGGGGGACUGCUUGCCGCUCGCAGUGUAGGUUGGACAGAUCCCAUUCUGGCGGCUGCCUUUGGCGCGGGCAGCCCCGCAGCAAAAGUGCGGCUGGGAUUCGCAUGGCCCAACGCCACGGCCCCAAUGGAGAUCUUCAACAAGACAGCGGCCCAGCUCUCGCACAAGGACGACGGCCUCAUCUUUGAGCGCAACAUCACCACCGGCAAGACCAAGAAGUUUGACCUCCCUCUCCAGCUGCUGUCGUAUGCGGGGCACACCGAGGUGAACGUUCUGCGUGCAAGUCCUGGCAUAGAUGAGCCGGUGGUCAAGCACGGAUCGGCGGCCGCCGCGGAUCCCGGCGCGGCGGCUGCUGGGACAAUCUCGGUGCGCGGAGCGGACGGCGGACUGGACUUUGGCCUGGGCGCCAGCCGCAGCGCGCCGCAGACCAUCUUUGACGCGACUUUCUCGCGGCCCGUCAACACCACGUUCACAGGAGAAACGAUUAAUGUAAAAGGGAUCAAGGCGAUGAAGUUUGGACUGGCCCCUCAAGCGAUGGCUUCUUGUAGUGCCAGCCCUGUCUCGGACCCUGCGCAACGCUGCAUCUACCCCGAUGCCUAUAAUGGCACCUGGAAUGUUUCGCUCACCUACGCAUCACCCACCCUCAUCACCCUGCCCCACUUCCUGGAGGCUGAUGCAGCUCUGGCUGCCAGCACGGGAGCAAAGUUUGCGCCGGACCCGGAUGAGCAUGGGUACAAGUUUGGAGUGGAGCCCGCCACCGGCCUCACAGUCUAUGGCUGGAAGGGGUUUCAGUUUGUGCACCUGGUGCGGCCGACGGAUCUGCUGUACCGGCAGCUGUGGAUGAACAGCUCGUCGGGCACCGGCGGAAUGUGGAUGCCCUCCUUCUGGGUCCGCAGCCGAUUCCAAGCCUCCGACGCCGGCGCCAAAGCUCUGGGAGGAGGCCUCGGGAUCCAGGCCCUGUUCAGGACGCUGUGGGCGCACAUAGUGCUCAUUCUGGGCGGGGUGAUGCUCUGCAUCGCUGUCUGGAACCUCCUGCUGUCAGCGCGGGCGAAGAGGGAACAUCGCUCAAUGAGGGACCGGCGCAAGAGCACGGCGCGAGCCGCAAAGCUGAGCAAGGACGAGCUGGCAGACCUGGCGCAUGCGGCCGCCGAUGAGGGAGAUGGCCCAGGGUCCGGGGGAAUCGGAGCGGCGAUCAGUGGCGGCCUAAACCGGAAGCUGUCCGGCGCGUAUUCGCGGCGCAGCAGCAGUGACGUGGCGUUCCAUGGCCGGGACGUUGAGCUGGCGCGCCACGUCAGCAGCCUGCCUCUUCUGGCCUUCCAGGAGGGCCAGGAAUUCGGCAGCGGCAGCAGCAGACACGAAAGUGACAGGACGGCUGACAAGGGGGAGAUAAUGAGCGCUCACGGCGCCGGCCGGGGGAGCGAUUACGUGGGCUGGGGAGGGAACUUCCUGACGAUGCAGAACGCGGACGAGCCGGGGCUGGGGGCCGCUGAGGUGGAGUCCCCCCUGCUGGAGCCCCCGGGGAUGGUGCAGCAGGAUGGCGGGGGGCCCACCUUGGAGUCACUCAUCAUCUUCCGCCGCCGCUCCACCACCGCUUCCUCCUGGGGGGUCCUCCCGGACGCAUUUGCUCCCUUUGCUUCCCCCUCUUCGCGCCCCUCGAAUUUCUCCCAGGUAUCGACCAGCUCCUCAGGCAAGUCCGGACAGCAGCUGGCCACAAUGACCCGCUCGAGCUCUCUUGAGGUCUCAGGAGCCUCUGAGACGCGCCGGCGCAAGUCGAAGAAGAUCUCCUGGGCUGAUUUGGACAGCCUGGAGGAGGUUUUCAGGGAGGAGCGGCGGUCAGAGGAGGACACUUCAAUUCAGGAUGAGGGGGACAAGUCAGAGAGAGCAUCAGUGGCAGAGCUGGGGCGCCUUGGAUCUUGA